Messenger RNA from Rotaria sordida, 5640 nucleotides. NCBI's taxonomy places the organism in Eukaryota, Metazoa, Rotifera, Eurotatoria, Philodinida, Philodinidae. The record is from the annotation of a GenBank genome assembly.
AUGGAGCUAAUUCAAUCUUCCUUGGUAUUCACUGUCUUUAUAACUCUUCUUAUAAUAACAGCAAAUCCAUCGGCUGGUAGAUCUUUAUUAAAACGACAACAAUCCACACAAAUAAAUGAACGUAUUGAUUGUUAUCCUGAACUUACAUCACCAUUUGCAAAUUAUUCAAAACGAUCAUGUUUAGCUCGAAAUUGUUUAUUUGAUGAUGAAGCAGGUCCAGGUGUUAUACAAUGUUAUUUAUCACCAAAUUAUGGUUAUAUAUUACAAGGUUCUGCUGAAUCAAUAACUAAUGGUUUACGAUUAAAAUUAAAACGAAAUUCAGCAAUAGGUAGUAUGUUUCAACAACCUAUUGAAAAUGUUUUACUUGAUGUUCAAUAUUAUACAACUGAUAUUAUCAGAUUUAAAUUAUAUGAUGCUGAUAAUAAACGAUAUGAAGUGCCGAUACCAUUAACACCAUCUUCGAAUCAAGUUUCAUCACCACAAUAUGAAUUUAGUUAUUCAUCAGAUAGUUCACGUGAUAAUAUUCUUUCAUUUUUCAUAAAACGUCGAACUAAUAAAACAGUUUUAUUUGAUACAUCACUUGGUGGUCUAGUUUUAAAUAAUCAAUUUCUUCAAAUCGUUACUCGACUUCAAUCACCACAUGUUUAUGGUUUUGGUGAAAAUAAUCAUGAUACACUUAAACAUAAUGUUCAAGAAAGAAAAUCAUGGGGGAUAUUUGCUCGUGGACAAGGAACAAAUUUGGAAACAAAUUCCAAUCAUUAUGGUUCUCAUCCAUUUUAUCUUGUCAUGGAACAAAUAGGAAGUUCAAAUGAAGCUCCAUCUGGUCGUAUGCAUGGUGUUCUUUUACUUAAUUCUAAUGCAAUGGAUUAUACUUUUGAACCAACACCAUCAUUAACAAUUCGAACUAUCGGUGGCAUUUUAGAUUUUUUUGUUUUUCUUGGUCCAACACCAGAACAAGUUAUUCAACAAUAUACAUGGCUUAUUGGUCGCACAAUAUUACCACCCUAUUGGUCAUUGGGUUUUCAACUUUCACGUUGGGAUUAUUCAAAUAUAACUCAUAUGAAAAAUAUUGUUGAACGAAAUCGUGAUGCUGGUAUUCCACUUGAUGUUCAAUAUGCUGAUAUUGAUUAUAUGGAUGCGGCAAAAGAUUUUACUAUUGAUACAAAAAACUUUCAAGGUUUAAAAGAAUAUUUUACUCAAUUAAAUAAUGAAGGAGUACAAACAGUUAUUAUUUUGGAUCCUAGUACAAUUGAUGAUCAAAAAUAUUAUGCACCAACAAUUGAAGGAAUAAAAGAAGAUGUUUUUAUUAAGUGGGAUGAUAGAAAAACAUUAAUGAAAGGGUCAUGUUGGCCAGGUGAUGUCUUUUUUCCAGAUUUCUUUACUAAACGAGCACAGGAUUGGUGGUCAAGAUGGAUUAAAGAUUUUCGUCGUGUGAAUCUAACCUUUGAUGGACUUUGGAUUGAUAUGAAUGAACCUAUUUUAUUCAAUACAAAUGAAGCAAUUCCAUGGAAUUGGAUGUAUACGAACAGUAAUUAUACAUUGAAAUGUCCUGAAAAUGAAUGGGAUGAUCCACCUUAUCGUACUAAAGCUGUCUAUCGAUGGGAUUCUACAAUGACUCGAGCUAGUCGUUUAUCUGAUCAAACUUUAUGUAUGUCAGCUCCACAAGGUGAAAUUGAUUCACAAACAAAUCAACCAAAAUAUCGUCAUUAUGAUGUUCAUAAUCUUUAUGGAUGGAGUGAAACAAAACCAACAUUAGAUGCUAUACGAGAAGCUACUGGUAAACGAAGUUUAGUUUUACCACGUUCAACAUUUGUUGGUUCGGGUCAAUGGUCUGGUCAUUGGCUUGGUGAUAAUGAAGCAACAUGGCAUGAAAUGAAAAGAUCUUUAAUUGGAAUAGUAGAAUUUAAUUGGUUUGGAAUAUCACUUAUUGGUGCAGAUAUUUGUGGAUUUGAUAAAACACCAACAGAAGAAAUGUGUAUUCGGUGGAUGCAAGUCGGAGCAUUUUAUCCAUUUUCUCGAAAUCAUAAUAUAUGGAAAACACCUGAUCAAGAUCCAGCUGCUUGGUCAUCAUCUGCUCUUUCCAUAAUGAUUUCCCUACUUCGUAUUCGUUAUACACUUCUUCCAUAUUAUUAUACAUUAUUUUAUAAAUCACAUACAACAGGUUCAACUGUAAUUCGACCUUUAUUUCAUGAAUAUCCAACAGAUAAAACAACAUUAGAUAUUUUCCUACAAUUUCUUAUUGGACCAAAUAUAAUGAUAGCUCCAGUGACAGAUGAUGGUGCAAGACAAGUUCAAGUUUAUAUUCCAUCAUCACAUUGGUAUAAUUAUUAUUCUGGUGUACGAAUUCUAUAUGAAAAACAAUUUAUUACAUUAUUAGCACCAUUAGAUACAAUUCCCAUACUAUUACGAGGUGGAGCUAUUAUUCCAACACAAGAAUUUGCAAAUAAUACAAAAUUAUCAAGAGAAAAACCAUUUGGUUUAAUAAUUGUUCUAAAUUCUAAUGGUAAUGCUCAAGGUGAUCUUUUUUAUGAUGAUGGUGAAUCUAUUGAUACCAUUGGAUCAAAAUCUUAUUAUUAUUCAACAUAUAAAUGGUCAAUAUCAGAAAAACGAUUAAUAAUAAAUGUUAUUGAAAAUAAUUAUUCACAAAUGUCGAAUUUAAUUUUAGAUACAUUAACGAUCUAUGGAUUAGAGAAUAUUCCUAUGAUAAUUAAUGUGAAUAAUAAAAAAUUUUAUCCAAAAAUAAGACCAAAUACACAAAUUGUUGAUGUCAAUGGAUUAGGUUUAUCGAUGAGUCAAAAUUAUAUGUUAACAUGGACAACGACAGAAACACCGAUUGUUAAACCACCACAAGCUCUUCUAACAGAACCUAAAUAUCGAGUAGAUUGUCAUCCCGAUCCAGAUGUUACAAGUAAUACCUGUCUUGCUCGUGGAUGUAUUUGGGAUAUUCCAAUGAUAUCUGGUUUUCCUUCUUGUUAUAUUCCAAAAGAAAAGGGUGGUUAUAGUCAAAUUGAUUCAGUACAACAAUUAACCGAUGCUAUUACAUAUUAUUCAUUAUCACGUUUAUCAACAAAACCUCUUCUCAAUCGAGCAAAUAUCAAUUAUCGUAUUGAUUCUCGUCAAUCAAUGUCUAAUGUAAAACAACUUGCAACAACUCGAUCAAAUGAAUUUUCUAUCUAUGGUAAUGAUAUUGAUCAUUUAAAUAUUCAAGUUAGUGUAUCAGGUACUGAUAUGAUACGUUUAACAAUUCGUGAUGCUAAUAAACAACGUUAUGAAGUUCCUGUACCUAUUCAAUGGCAAGCAUCAUUACCAUCAUCAUCUGUUCAAACAAAACUUAAAUUUGAAAUGACAAAAACAAGUAAUAAUCAAGCUGGUUUUCGUGUAAAACGUACCGAUACACAAUCAAUUAUAUUUGAUACAUCAUAUUUUGCUGAAGGUUUUAUUUAUGAUGAUAAAUAUAUUCAAUUUAUUACAACAAUUCCAUCAAGAAAUAUAUAUGGUUUUGGUGAAAAUACACAUCCAACAUUUCGACAUAUUCUUAAUAAUUCAUCUCGUUAUGGAAUAUUUGCUCGUGAUCAACCACCACAAGGAAAAAAUGAAAAUUUAUAUGGUACACAUCCAUUUUAUAUUUCAAUUGAAGAAAAUGGACAAACAUUUGGUGUUUUAAUAUUUAAUUCAAAUGCACAAGAUUAUAAAUUUGAUGAAUUUGAAGAUAAUCAAUCAAUGUUGACAUAUCGAACACUUGGAGGAAUUUUAGAUAUAUUCUUUUUUGCUGGACCACGUCCAGAAGAUGUUAUUCGACAAUAUCAAAUUAUUAUUGGUAAUCCUUAUAUGCCACCAUAUUGGGCAUUAGGUUUUCAAUUAUGUCGUUAUGGUUAUGAUACACUUGAUAAUAUGAAAGCAGCAAUGCAAAGAACUUUAGAUGGACAUAUUCCACUUGAUGUUAUGUAUGGAGAUAUUGAUUAUUUUCAUAAACAAUUAGAUUUUACUUGGGAUCCAGUUCGUUUUCAAGGUUUACCAGAAUAUGUGGAUCGAUUACAUAUACAAGGAAUGAAAUUUAUAACAAUUCUUGAUCCAGCUAUUGAUUCUGAAGAACCAAAUUAUGAUGUUUUUAUUGAAGGAGAAAAGGCAGAUAUUUGGAUAAAAUGGCCAGAAAAUAGAAAUCUUCAAUUUAAUGAAACAAAAAAUAGAAAUAUGGUUGGAUAUGUUUGGCUUAUUGGUAAGACAGUAUUUCCUGAUUAUUUCUAUCCUCCAGCUAAAGAAUGGUGGAAAAAUCAAAUAUUAAAGUAUCAUAAACAACUUAAAUUUGAUGGUUUAUGGAUUGAUAUGAAUGAACCAGCAAAUUUCGAUACAAAUAAAUUACAACCAUGGAAUUGGCCUCGUCCUGAUCCAUGGAAUCUUCAUUGUCCACUUGAUGAACUAUUAGAAUCGCCACAAUAUAAAACAGCUAUAUAUGGUGAUUAUUUAUCAGAUAAAACUCUUUGUAUGAUUGGUGAACAAAAUGAUGGUCAAGGAAAAAUUUAUAAACAUUAUGAUGUACAUAAUUUAUAUGGAUGGUCAGAAACAAUUGCAACAUUACCAGCAGCACAUGCAACAGAAAAUAAACGUUCAAUAAUCAUAAGUCGUUCAACAUUUCCUACAUCAGGAACUUAUGCUGGUCAUUGGUUAGGUGAUAAUACAGCAGCAUGGUCACAUAUAAAAUAUAAUAUUAUUGGAAUGCUUGAAUUUAAUUUAUUUGGUAUACCAUAUGUUGGUGCGGAUAUUUGUGGUUUUGAAGGAAAUACAACAGAAGAAAUGUGUCAACGUUGGAUGCAAUUAGGUGCAUUUAAUCCAUUUUUUCGUAAUCAUAAUGGAAUAAGAUUUGCUGAUCAAGAUCCAGGAAAUUUUCCACCAGAAAUUAUUGAUUCAAAUCGUCAUGUAGUUGAAACACGUUAUACAUUAAUUCCAUAUUUAUAUACACUUUUUCAUCGUGUACAUAUUUCUGGUGGAACCAUUGUUCGUUCAAUGGCACAUGAAUUUCCAACUGAUCCGUUAUGUUGGCCAUUAGACGAACAAUUUUUAUGGGGUUCACAUUUAUUAAUUGCUCCGGUUAUUUAUGAAGGUCAUAUAACAAAAAAUGUUUAUUUACCAUCAAGUGAACGUUGGUUUAAUUAUUAUACUGGUGAAGAAAUAAUAACAUUAGGUGAAAUUACUGUACAAGCACCACGAGAUUAUUUGCCAUUAUAUUUACGUGGUGGUUCUAUUCUACCUCAUCAACAAUCAGGAAUGAAUACAGUUCUAGCACGUAAAAAACUAUUUUAUCUAUAUGUUGCUCUUGAUAAACAACAAAAAGCACAGGGAGAUUUAUACUGGGAUGAUGGAGAAUCAAUUAAUACAUAUCAAAGAUUAGAUUAUAAUUAUUUUCGAUUUAAUUAUGAUGCACAACAUUUAAUACUUGAACCAUGGACAUAUAAAUAUCCUGAAAUGAAUAAUAAAUUAGAAGAAAUUUCAAUAUUUGGUGUGAUAAAACAACCAACGACAAUUCUUUGGAAUAGACAAGAAUUAUCGAAAGACAAAUGGACAUUCGAUACAAAUACAAAAGUUUUGAAAAUGAAAACAUUAGCUUUAGAUUUAUCUCAAAUACAUAGAUUCGUAUUCCUAUGA